AUGACUAACCCAAUGCAGAACCGUAAUUUACAAUCGCAAGAUCCGAAUGAUAUUGACGAUGACGAAAUGCGAAUCUGGGAUGACGAUUUGGAGCAGCAGCAAUUGCCUCAACGUGAACAUCCUGUUGAAACGAUCAGAGAAGAGGCCGAAGAGGAUGUGGCGGAUGCGUCAAAAAUGAGUUCCUCUCGUAGAACA
Molecule: messenger RNA, 195 nt
Organism: Anisakis simplex (herring worm)
Lineage: Eukaryota; Metazoa; Nematoda; Chromadorea; Rhabditida; Anisakidae
Source: the annotation of a GenBank genome assembly